GCUGCAAGUACCCGGUAGCUGUGUUACUGGAGUGUAGUAAGUGGUAAGGUAGAAAGUUCUAAACAAGCCCAGAGGAAAAAAGGGAAAGAAAAAUAAUGAACUAAUAUUUCAUAGUAUAUAGAUAGAGUAUAUCAGAGUAUAGAGUUGUAUUAGUAUUAGUAUAGACUAUAGACUUAGUUUAACUUAGUUAAACCCAAAUUAAAAAAUAUACUACUAUUCAUUAGUCAUUAGUAAUUUAACAUUAAAUUAUUAAUUGAUGUUAGAAAUUGCUGGCCACUGAUAAUAAUAUAUUUAAUAUUGGUUAUUCAUUUUUGUAAAGAUCUUGAUCUUCGUCAGCCUCUUCAUCAUUAUCUCCUGAAAUGAAAUAACAAAAGUAAAAACAAAAGAAAAAAAAAAUGCAAGUGCAAGAGAGAAUGUGAUUUUUUUUUAUCUCUGUUGACUUUGAAUUGCUGUUUUAUAUUAGACGAUGUUCAGCAAGCUACCACCAAAGCAUUUAGACUUCAUUGAGUGUCUUCCACAUUGUUUCAUAGUCAUACAUUUUUAAAGUUUGUAGAAGUUUGUUUCCUGACAAAGCGUUUCUUGAAAUAUGAACCGGCGCUUGCGCUCUGCCAGCCAUCCCAUGGUAUUGUUUAUUUAACAUUAUUACAAGCAAUUAUUAGUCUGCAAACAUACAAAAUUUGAAGAAAAAAAUUACAUCACCAAUUAUUGGUGGCUACUACUACUAGGUUGGAGCCAAACACUUUCUAACGAAAAGUAUUCUAUUUUUAAUUUGGGACUGCUGUUCUGAGGAGUGCCCUGAUGGAUACUAUUUAUUUAGUAGACCCACUUGCCACUCUCACUGCCUACCUGUAACUGUAACUGUAGUAACAAUCAUAAAAAACUCAUUAAAAUGCUGUUUGAAUUACAAUAGUGGGCUGCAAUAUUAUAUAGUAAGUCUAAUGAGUAAAACUAGUCCAGUAAAUAAAUUUAUAGGCCUUCUUUCAACCACUUCUCAGACCUCAGCCUCAAUCCUUCUCAGCCUCAAUCCUUCUCAAGGCCUCCUCAGUGACUCAACUUCACGGAUUAAAGUUGAGAUUGGAUUGAACAGUUCUGGUAAAUCCAUAUUUUACCCUGACCCUAGAUUAGUCUACCAGAAAACUGAAAGAAUGAAAUUGGGUAGGCUUCUGCAUGCCAUUAAGAAUUUACAUAUGUGAUAUAGCCCUAUACCUGGCCCAGGGUAAAUAUCCACAUAAGCUACAAUUACAAUGUAACAAAAGAAAAUGACAAUAACAGUCAAUGUACUAUUUUAUUGUAUUUAUUUACAGCCUCAAUUCCAGCUGUGAUGAUUGAACUGAAACAAUGAUUACCCAAGAUUUGAUGAUAUUAAUUGGAGGUUGUUUUAUUUCGGCCUUGACAUUUCUAAUAAUACUAGUUAUGCUCAAAGUUUUAAAAAAAGAAACUCUUUUGGGAUUUUCAAUAUUCACCCAGCUUGGAGAUGAGCAGAAAAGAAAACCUUCAGCAUCUUUGGAUUUAAAUUCACAAUCUUCAAAUGGAUCAUCAGUUAAUAUGAGAUCAUGUCUUUCACCAGAAUGCAUUAGAUGUUCAAAAAACAUUGAAGUACUCAAAACAGCACUAACACGGCUAAGUUACUGUGCUGAAAAUGAUACUUCUAUUAAGAAUGAUAUUGAAAAUUUGUCAUUGGACCUAAGAAAGUCUCUUAAUAGCUUGAAAUCAUCAAAGGAUGUAUCCCAGAAAAUUGGCACAGAAAUGAAAGAUAUUAAAAUCUCGACACCUAUUGUAUUUAAAAUGUCAGGGUUGAGGGAAGAAGAGCUUUGGUCAGAAAAUGAGUUUCCCGCCUUACACAUUUUGGAUUAUUAUUUUAAAGAUAUUUAUAGAGAAUUUUUUAAUUUGUAUGAAAACCAUAAAAGUCCUAUUAGUUGGAAAACUAAUACAACUGCAGCCGGUAAAUGGGAAAUAGCUCAACUGAUUGAUCAAGGCAGAGUAAGUAAAGCUCUAGAUCUUUGUCCUAAAACAUCAGAAGCUUUAAAGAAAAUACCAUAUUUUAUGGAGGACAAUAUUUUUGGAGGAGCAUCUUUUUCAGUGGUUCAUCCAGGCACUGACAUAGCUACUCAUUGUGGCUCUUCAAAUUGUAGAAUCAGAUGUCAUCUUGGUGAGUUUUAAUUUCAUAACUAUUAGAAAGCUAAUUCAUAAGAUAAUACAUUUUAACUUAAGCAUAUGACAACUGAUGUGAUUAGGUUGCAUUUGUAGCAAUUUAUAAUGUAUUGUGUUUUUAAAUUUUUCCCCAAAAAUGUCAUUAGCGGCCAGCCAUAUAUUAUGCAAAACAAAAGUCAUAUUGUCAUACAAGCAAGUGAACGAUUUCUCCGCAGAAAUGGAAUUUUCUUUUAGUCCCCUGAACAAAGUCUCUUACAGUACAAUCCCUUGAUAAUCAUUUGUAUGCUUACCAGAUGUCUUCACGCUAUUGACCUUGGAGGGAUAGUACGGUAACCGGACAGACUCACAUCUGCAUGUCUUGUACCUCCUAAUAUGACGUUGACUAGAAAAAAAAUACAAACUUUGAGUAACAUGUUCUGAAUACAUUAAUAAAAUAUAUUACUAGGAGUUUAACCCCCCAUUGUUAACCAACCCCAGUGAUGCUGCUGUUUUAUAUAUGUCUAAUGGGUGCUCAUUAGCCGCAGGAUUUUUAUUUUGACCCCACUUGGGAUAAUUUACCUCUGUUUGUCGACCUCUUCUACGAAACUGUGGUAUACAAAUAGAACAGAUGCUUUGUCAGUUCUACCAACUGAUUAUCUUUUAACUACCAGUUACAAUCUUUUAAAAUAUCAAAACUGUCCACUGCCAGUUACGAUCUUGUAAAAUAUUAAAGUUCAACUGAUGCUCUUGAACUUAUCAAUUAUAAUGUCAACCUGACCUUGGAAUAAGGAGCAGGUUGAAAUAAAUCUUCAUAACAUAAACAAUAACCGGUUUAAAACAAGAUUCCGAAAACCAUUACUUGUCUCGUCGUCGCCCCCCACCCAACCAAAGCACAAAAUAAUAAUAAAAUAAAUAAAUUUACCUUCCUAGUUUUUUCAGACUGUGGGAUCAUGUGAGAUUAUUGCCGUUGGGUUAGUCUUUUUUUAGGGGAUAAUUCUAAUUGGUUGUUCCUCUGUUAUAAUAUAUGAAAUAAUCGCCUUCUCCCUAAAGAAAAAAAAAAUUUAAACCUUUUUUAGCCGAGUUCAACCGCUACGAAUGACGCUCGCUGCAUGACAGCUUUUUUUUCCCCACUCAGUACUAUUAAUAUAAAACAUGUUGAGUAGGGCAGGGCCGGGCCGGUUGUAAAAAGGAAGUAGGAAAUACCACAAUCAAAAUAUAUAUAAAAGAUUAUAAGGACUAUCCACAUAGCUCCUGUUUACCCCCCCCCCUCUCUUAGUGCCAGCAGUGACUACCCGAACGACUUAAAUAAAAAUAAGCUUUAAAAAAUUGCCCAUUCCAAUUUAAUUAUGAAAUUCUUGUUUUCACCCCCUUUUUGAGGCUGCCACUGGCUGUUUGGAUUAGUGACAAUUGAAGUAUAUACUAAUAAUAAUAAGCUUUUUUUUUUUUAUCUGUGUUAACUGACCAUCUUUUGUUCAGCCGAAAAUUUUUAAAGUUUUUUUACACAAGAAAUGUAGACUAAAGGUGUCUCUUAGGCUAAAGAGAUAUUUAAGUUAUAAUGCUGUGAUAUUUUGAUUGAUUUUUUAUGGACUAGAUAAUUAUUUAUGCAUUAACAGUUCAUACACAUUAUGCCCUCCCCCCCCUCCCCCCUCUUUCCCCCAUUUGCACCCAAAUGCAAAACCUAAAGCAGUAUGUACUUAAUAUAUGGAUGGUCCCUUACUUUUUUUCCCCUAAAUGUUAAAAACAUUCUAAUUUAAUUAUUUAUAUAUUUGAAUAUUUCAUUUUUCUUGUAUUUAUUACAGGGCUAAAAGUUCCAAAAAAUGAGUGUUUUCUUGUGGUUGGUGAUAAAACUUGCCACUGGGAAGAAAGAAAGGUUAUAUGUUUCAAUGAUGCUUUCCCACAUUCAGUCCAUCACUCUGGACCAGAUGACAGUGGCAUUAGAGCUGUAUUCAUGUUUGAUAUAUGGCAUCCUGAUAUUACUGAGUCACAAAAAAAACUUUUAAACUUUACCUUCAGCACGUAAACUCCCUGACCGGGAAAUAUAAAUUUAAGUUUCUUUUUCAAAAACCGCAUUCUGAUAAUUGCAUUUUUUAAACUCAUUCAGUGGAGUUACUAGGUUUGGCAUAGCCCAGAGCAGGCCAAAAAUUUUGCACAUCCCCCUUUUCAAUGGAACUGCAUUUGGCUGAAAAUGCAACUCCUCUUCAUUAAGAAACAAGUUCUGCUUGUUUCAGACCUCCCCCUCCCCCCUUUUUGGAACCCCAAACCUUCCUACGCCACUGGAAUUAUUGCUUUGAUUGUAACCUUUUAUUUAAGGGACACCAUUAUUAUUAUGUAUACACUGGAGAGAAUUGGGGGGGGGGGGGGUUAGUUUUGGUCAGUUUAAAAU
Lymnaea stagnalis (great pond snail) is the source of this 4513-nucleotide messenger RNA. Lineage: Eukaryota; Metazoa; Mollusca; Gastropoda; Lymnaeidae. The record is from the annotation of a GenBank genome assembly.